CCUGCCAUGGCACGUGCAGCUCCAGACACCGAUGGGUGCCCAUGCUUUGGGCUUCUGCCACCUAAUCAGUAGCAGGGCGCAUUAAAAAGGCGGGCAGCCAUGGUGGGAAGCCGUCUCCUCCUUGCUCUGCUCUUCCCCACAUCAAAGCAAAAGGCUUUAGCUGAGCGUGAGUCACCAGGAGCCCGGGAAGGCGAAGGGCGGCAUCCGGCAGUGCCGCAAUGUCUCUCGCUUCCCUUGUCCUUGGGAUGGGCUGGAGGAGGAGGAGGGUGGCUGGAGGAGCUCUUGGUCAGGUUGGGGUCCUGCUGGGACCCCCUGGGGGAAGGAGCUGGCUGCUGGGGUGGAGCAUCCCCCAAAGCUGCAGCGGGAGAGCAGAGCCCCCUGGCAGAACGGGCUCUGUGGUCCCAGCCGUUUGCUGGAGCAAAGGGAGGAGACGCCUCCCACUGGGACAGCUCUUGCUUCCGCGGAUCCAGGACAAGGAUGAGGCUGGCCAGCCCCAGGUGCGAGCAGCCCCGCAGCCCCCCAGCCCCUGCACCCACCUGCUGCAGAACGGCGCCGGGCGGGGGCCCGAUCCGGGCAGUGCCAGCGGGGGGGCGGGGAAUGGGGUCUGCCGACCCCUCCCCAGCGCCCAGAAGCCCCAGCGCAAGCUGCAGUCGCAUCACUCCAUCAACAGCCAGAGCAGCAAGAAGAGCAAGGGCAGCUCCAAGUCGGCCUCGUCCCACAUCCCUAUUGAGGCGCAGGAAGACUGCUGCGUCCACUGCAUCCUCUCCUGCCUCUUCUGCGAGUUCCUGACCCUCUGCAACAUCGUGCUGGACUGUGCCACCUGCGGCUCCUGCACCUCCGAGGACUCCUGCAUCUGCUGCUGCUGCUGCAACUCGGGCGAGUGCGCAGACUGCGACCUGCCCUGCGACAUGGACUGCGGCAUCAUCGACGCCUGCUGCGAGUCGGCUGACUGCCUGGAGAUCUGCAUGGAGUGCUGCGGGCUCUGCUUCUCCUCCUGAGGGGCUACGCUUGGCGGGGGGCCCGCCAGUGGGUCCCCCCCAGUCCAGCUGGUCCCAGAGCCAGCGGUGGGGACACCCAGGUGUGAAAUGCCAAAAGACUGAGCCUGGCGGAGGAGGAGAGCGACAUCCCCCCUGCAAACCUCAUCCUGGGAGCUGGUGAGCUGGGCUGGGGUCCUCCCUGGGGAGGGGUGGAUCUGUGGGAGUUCGCGGAUGGCUGGCACCCCACCAAUGCUCUACCUCCUCCCCACACCCGGCUGUUCCACUGGGGGUCGCGGGAGCCUCCUGCCAACUGAGCCGAGAGCAGGAGCACCCCCGCGCCCCACAGAGCCCGCAGGUGCCACCCCAGAGUCCCAGCGCUGGGGACAGCCUGUCCUGCCUCUGCCCCAGCACAGUGCUCUGGUUUAUGUGGGGGUGGCCCAGAGCAUCCUCCCCACCCCAGGACAGCGCCAAGCCUGAGCCCCCCAGGUACCCAGAGAUGCCAAAGCCUUCAGCCAGGCUGCAGGGUCCGUGCUGUGGGGCGCAUCCUGCCAGCCUCCCCUCCUUGGUGCUGAGGUCGGCAGCCAUGUGCAAUACUCCCAGCCUGGCCCAGCCCCAUUUCACCAGCUGGGAAGCUUUUUCUUCACUGGUCCCUGCGGUGGGGCUGCAGCCGGGGCUGGGGGGAGCCCGGAGCUGUGCCGAUCUGUCACCGACCCUGCGUGUGUCCCAGCGGGUUGGUUGGUGCCAAAUGACCCUCAGCAGUUGUUGGCCCCUGUCCCAUCACCCUGGGGUGGGCCCGUGGCUGGGUGGGGGUGGGAAAUGCCCCCGUUGAAGGGCUGGGGAGAUGGGGAGGGAAGUGUCAUGGUAUUUUAUUUUUUUUGUCCCUUUUUUUGUUACUGUAAAUAAAGGUCUCUCUUCAUUUCUGA
Columba livia (rock pigeon) is the source of this 1900-nucleotide messenger RNA. RefSeq names its product MyoD family inhibitor (gene MDFI). The transcript is spliced from 3 exons. Lineage: Eukaryota; Metazoa; Chordata; Aves; Columbiformes; Columbidae. The record is from RefSeq and is a predicted model, not a curated record. Bases 219 to 998 code for a protein of 259 amino acids.